CUCGCACGGGGAACAUCUCCGGCUGGCCUCGCGUGCUCUUGUGCGACUCGUUUGUCUCGUUACUUUUGUUGUGUCGUGCGACGUGUCGAACGCAGAUCUCAGCCGUGGACGCGCAAGGACGGUGAGAAAACUCGUACUCGGAGCGCCGGGAAUCCGACUAAAUGAGACUUUUCUGGGGUUAAUAGCGAAAAUUCCGUUCCUUCUCCUUCUUCCUCCCUUCUCCCUCCCUCUAUCGUCCCUUUUCUCUUCCCUUUUUCUCGAUUUCAACCCCCGUGUGCGCGAUCACGACGACCGCCAGUGGACAUGGAGACCGGAUUCUGGAAACUGGUUCUGUGCUGGAUAUUUAUCCUCGUCGCAGCUCGAGCGAACGUUCAGAGCAAAGUGAGAUGCUCCGAGCAGUGGAUGGAUGUCGACAUCGUGAGGAGCAGUCCACAGGCGAGUAUAUAUCUCCAGCAGCUGAAGGACUUUCCAGACGAGGCUUGCAAAGCCCGGCUGAGCAACGGCGUCGCCACGUUCCGAUUAUCGCUCCUGGAGGAGGACAUAUUACGAUGUGGUAUCACGAAAGUCGUGAACAAAGUCACGGGCCAGAAGGUAUACUUCCAUCGGAUAAUAGUCGAGGAGCCCGCUGAUUCGAGCAAGCACACGUUCACGGUGAAGUGUGUUAUCACCGAGGUCUUGGUGAAGCCCGGAAUCUCGAUCGCGUCCAAUCACACCACGGUUCGGCGCAGCGUGUUUCCAGCGGGCUUUCAGGAACCCGACAUGGUCGAGAUCAGAGGUGAAAUUUCCGAGUCAGCGCCAGUGCCCAUUUUAGGGGUUGGCGUCAGGCAAGGCGGUACUCUGGUCACCGGAGAGUUGAAUGUCAGUCCAGGCACGCCUCUGCAGAUGGAAAUCUUCUUGGACAACCACUCCGCACCUGUUUAUGGUCUGCUGGUCAGCUACAUGUUGGUUACUGACACAAAAUCGCAAGAAGAAACUAUCAUCAUUAACGGCUGCUCCGUGGAUCCCUAUCUCUUCGAGAACUUUAACACCGUGGACGGUGACUUCCUGACAGCGAAAUUCCGGGCAUUCAAGUUCCCGGAAAGCACAUACGUUCAGUUUCGUGGCACCGUAAACGUCUGUUUGGACAAGUGCCAAGGGAUCGAAUGCAGCAACGGCCAAGUAGGCUUUGGUAGAAAGAAGAGAGCCAUAGAAGUCUCAAGUACCGACAAGAACAAGAUCUUCGAGGUGACCAUGUCCACGUUCAUCAAGGUCGAUUUCGAAGAGGACGCCGUGGUCGACAAAGCUCUAUCAGAACUGUACAUCAGAAAGGGGAAGAACAGGACGAAAGCCAGGGCGGUGAUCGCGGAAGAGGUGAGGGAGCAGACAUCGCCGACGACGAUCAGGACAGAGGAAAGGGCUUUCAUAGCACAAGAAGUCAACGAACAGUUCAAGUACAAGGUCACGGAGACGGAGAUAAAUGGAUCCUCGUGUAGAACGAUGCCCUUCGCCAUCGUCCUUAUCCUUCUCUGCGUCUGCAAGCUCUUGUAGGAUCCGGAAGGGACGAACGAUCGCCAAUUGUAAAUAGAAAGCAGCUCGAGAGCCGGCGGAAUUCGGGUUACCACUGAGAAACAAAAAGGACCGAAUGCCUCGCCAGGCGUUAGUAUAAUUAUUUUCCUUUACGCGUAGGGAGAAACGGUGUGAUAUCGAAUCGAAACGGAUGUCGAUCUACUCCGAAAUACGCACACGGGUUACUUUUGAAUUCGGGUCGACGUACGUAAAUGUAACCGUGCUCAAAAGCAUUUCUCCGCUCUGCGACCGCCGGAAUUUUCGUUCCUGUCCCUUCGCGAGUAAUCCAGAUCCUUCCUUUUCCGCGCGUUAUUAGUUGCUCGCGAUCAAUUGCUUGAUAAUACAGUCGCUACACCGCCCGGAAGAAAAUUGGCCUUUGCGAGCGGAGAAUUCCGAGGACCUAGUCGCGCGACGAGCUAUAACAUCGCGCUACGACUUAAGCAAAUAUAGACGAUCACGAGGGUAAUUAAUUGCUGCUUUAAUCUUAAUUAUAACGAACCGACGCGCAAGUGUAAAAUAGCUAUUAAUAACGCGAGUGCGAACGCGACGAGCUCGUCCUUGUCUGUCGGGAAGGAGAAGAGACCGACAAUAAAAAUGCGCGUAGAAACAUAAAA
Colletes gigas is the source of this 2159-nucleotide messenger RNA. RefSeq lists its product as uncharacterized. The record is from RefSeq and is a predicted model, not a curated record. The coding region runs from base 304 to 1527 and encodes 407 amino acids. The transcript has 8 exons. NCBI's taxonomy places the organism in Eukaryota, Metazoa, Arthropoda, Insecta, Hymenoptera, Colletidae.